Molecule: messenger RNA, 1632 nt
Organism: Penicillium diatomitis
Lineage: Eukaryota; Fungi; Ascomycota; Eurotiomycetes; Eurotiales; Aspergillaceae
Exons: 2
Coding region: 1-1632 (543 amino acids)
Source: RefSeq, a predicted model, not a curated record
AUGAAUCCCACACAAGUUGCCAAUGUGGGGGUCGCCCCUCCUGCAUUUGACAAGGAUCAAUACCGGGGAGAAGUCCUUGGUCUCUCCGGCGAAGCAGAGGAAGCGCGGGCACAACAGCUCCUGGAUGAUGCGCGGGCUUUGGGUCUCAAAGUUCCCGAAAUCGAGGUCUCCGCUCCGCUGGCAGCAUCAAUGGCCUCGGGACUAGUGGAUUUAUCUUCGCCUGUGCUCUCAUCGGGGUCCUCGGCGACAGAUCAAAAUUCCAUUGGCGAUGGUUCCAUCACUCCGUCGCUGGACCCGUUGAGUUCAGCGCGGCUCAAUGAGGUGGUGUCGUCCCUGUCCGACGUGACAAUUGCGUCGGAACAGGUCAAGGCGGGAAGCACCAGAUCGCUGGCGUCACUGUCCACACGACCCACGUCCUAUUGCUCGAGCGAGAGUCGCGCAGUUCUGGAGAAUGCCGGCAGCAGCAGCGGCACCUUUUCACCGUCCCAUCGCCAUUCGAUACUCAGUUUCGCCUCGGUGGAUAAGAAAGAGAAGCGCCGCCAUAGCCUGAAAAAUGCCAUCGGACGGAUAUACUUUCGCAAGAAACGAACCCCGUCCUCCGUCAUACUGCCGCCCGAUGCGCACAUUGUGGUCUCCAAGGGCGAAGGUGGAGUGGUGGAUCAUGUUUUCAUCGAGACACGGCCAGGACGGUCCUCCACAAGUCCCGACGGCGACUCAGGCUCGAGCAGCACGGUCGACUCUCUGCCGCGGCUGGAAAUCCCCAUAUAUGAUCGAGAGUCUGUGCAGCGCAGUGCGGAGGAGCCACGAUUGGCGGAGAUGUUGGAGCGACAUCAACUCGAAAGAGACCGUCACGUCGCCUUCCAGGAGACGGCCCUGAGGAUAUUGCGCCAAAGGCAUCAGGCCGCCAUCUCCACGCGACAGAGUGAGAAUGAGCGUUUAGAGGAGGAAAUGCGCGAAAAGAAUCUCGAACACGCCGCUCGUAUGGAAGAACGUCAACUGGUCGUCGAAAUGGAGCAACAACGUGACUUUCACCGCGCAAAGCAAAAUUCACGUACACGCAUCAAGCACAUGGAGGGGUACUUUCGAAAUGCCAGCCCACCGCCCUCUUCUUCGCCUGCGACGCAGCAUUCUUCUGAAUCCUUUUCCGGGUCCGAGUCAACCACUCCACCCACGCGUCGCUUCACCCGACAGCAGAAGGAACAACUAGAGCGGCAGUACCGCGAUCACGAGAUGAUGGAUGCGCUCCACGAAGCUCGAAUCAAGGUACUCCGAGAACGCCAGGAACUCAGACUUCAAGAAGCCAUGGCACGGAUGGAGCGUGAGCUUCACCAGAUGUGUGCCGAAAAUUCCAAAUCCAUCACUGCCAUGCAGGCGGACCACCGUUGCGAGGAAUCGAGUCUCAUCCAAGCACUGGAUUCCCAGAAAAUCGCGCUACGGCACCGCUGGAAUCUCGAAGAGGCCAUUUUGCGCAAACAACUGGAAAUAGAAAACGGGCAUAUAUACGGACCCUUACCGCCGAUCUCCUUCAGCAGGACUAAUACCAACGCCAUCGAUCCGGCUUCUAAUUCCAAGGGUACCCCUGCCCCUGCAACCCACCACGACAGUCAGCCGACCCAGGAAGACGCAACUUAA